UGGUGUGGGGCCGCCGAUGACGUGGCCAGACAACUUUUCAAAGGCGAAGACUCUACACCAGUCUCCACCAACCAGAAAAAUUGCCGCCGCCGAUUCCGAGCACCCCUCAUCAGGCUCAACCCCUCCCCUAAACCCCCGCCACGUGUCCUCCGAACCCUCACUCUCUCUCUCUCUCUGGCUCAUCUCUAUUUGAUCCCCAAUCCUCGGCCGCCCACAUUAAUUCUCCGGCGACCUCCACUCAAAACGUCACCGUUUUCGCCUCGAAUCAGAAUCACUGUCUCGUUAAUCGGGGGGCCAUGGCCGAAACGACGUCGCUCGACGGUCCGCGAGAGCGCAGCAGGCUGUGGAAAGGGGUUUUCGCCGUGACCGGAAUCAUGACCACGCUCGUCACCUACGGCGUUCUACAGGAGAAGAUCAUGAGAGUGCCUUACGGGGAAGACCAUGCCUUUUUCAAGUACUCAUUGUUUCUGGUUCUCUGCAACCGAAUCACAACGUCGGCGAUUUCCGCCGGAGCUUUAAUCUCAAGUAAAAAGGCUUUGAAUCCGGUAGCUCCGUUUUACAAAUACGGCCUUGUAUCAGUGACCAAUAUACUAACCACUACAUGUCAGUAUGAGGCCCUCAAGUAUGUAAGCUUUCCUGUUCAAACACUUGCAAAAUGUGCCAAGAUGAUACCUGUUAUGGUUUGGGGUACCAUCAUUAUGCAAAAGAAAUACAAGGGGCGUGACUAUUUGUUUGCUUUUCUAGUUACAGUUGGCUGUUCAAUAUUUAUACUAUAUCCGGCAGGGUCUGACUUGGGCCCAACUGAUGCAUUUGGUAGAGCAAGAGAAAAUACUAUGUGGGGCGUCUCUCUUAUGAUCGGUUACCUUGGGUUUGAUGGCUUUACAAGCACAUUCCAAGACAAACUUUUUAAAGGUUAUGAUAUGGAGAUACACAAUCAAAUAUUCUACACAACGUUCUGUUCUUGUGUUCUUAGCUUGAGCGGUCUUAUAUUACAAGGACAACUGGUUCCAGCAAUACAAUUUGUUUCUAGCCACAAUGAUUGUUUCUUUGACAUCGCACUGCUUUCGACUGUGGCAACAGCUAGCCAAUUUUUCAUUUCUUACACAAUUCGCACAUUUGGUGCUCUAACGUUUGCCACUAUAAUGACCACAAGACAGUUGGUCAGCAUUAUGCUAUCAUGCAUGUGGUUUCAUCACCCGCUUAGCUGGGAACAGUGGAUUGGAGCUGUGGUUGUCUUUGGUUCCCUAUAUGCAAAAACGUUUAUGAGAAAUGCAACUCCAAAUCCGUCCCCGUCAGACAAAGUGCAGGAUGGACCUUCUAGCCCAGUAAAGGGGAUCCCUUGAUAGUGUUUGGGUUUGACAGUACGUUAACUUUGAUAUGUUGUGCUGGUACUGCCUCCAACUUUGAUCAAUGGACAGCUUUGGUUUUUAUAAGUAUAGAGCUGCACCUGUGAACAACCUUGGAUGUGGGAUACCUGAUCUAAAUGGAGUCUCGACCACACCGCAUGCAAAUGGAUUCUUUGAAGCAAGCUGGAGACCCAAAUUCUUGAAGAUCCACAAUUCCAUAGGGAUGAUUGAGUAUAGACUAACUAAAGGAACAGAAGUGUUUUUAGUAUUUUAUCUUGCAAACUUUUUGGAAUACACGACCAAAGAAUGUAAAAUGCUACUGCAACAUUUCAUUAGAGAAAUGGAAGAAAUAGUUCUUUCUUGUACUCAA
Molecule: messenger RNA, 1716 nt
Organism: Rosa rugosa (rugosa rose)
Lineage: Eukaryota; Viridiplantae; Streptophyta; Magnoliopsida; Rosales; Rosaceae
Product: UDP-galactose/UDP-glucose transporter 5B
Exons: 10
Coding region: 297-1343 (348 amino acids)
Biological process (GO): transmembrane transport
Cellular component (GO): Golgi membrane; endoplasmic reticulum membrane
Molecular function (GO): 3'-phosphoadenosine 5'-phosphosulfate transmembrane transporter activity
Source: RefSeq, a predicted model, not a curated record